Molecule: messenger RNA, 411 nt
Organism: Colletotrichum spaethianum
Lineage: Eukaryota; Fungi; Ascomycota; Sordariomycetes; Glomerellales; Glomerellaceae
Product: ankyrin repeat domain-containing protein 17
Exons: 2
Coding region: 1-411 (136 amino acids)
Molecular function (GO): protein binding
Source: RefSeq, a predicted model, not a curated record
AUGCAGGUAUCUCUGCCGCCUUUGGACGCCGCGUGGGACCCGACCCUGCAGACUGACGACGGCGAGGAAUAUUGCUGGACGCCGUUGCAGCUUGCCGCCAGAGGCGGAGAACUGGACAGAAUCCGGGAAAUCCUUGCCGCCAACCCGGCCGCCGUCAACGAGCCCCCGCGCGGAUACUACGGACAGACGGCCAUCCAAGCUGCUUGUAUGCACGGCCAAGAACAGGCCGUGCAGAUGCUGGUCGAUGCCGGAGCCGAUAUCCACUUCUGUGGGGGCAACAACUUCCAGAGGAAUGCUUUGCAGAUUGCUUGCGGGCACGGGAACGAGAAGGUUGUCGACGUCUUGCUAAAUGCGGGUGCCAAGCAUCAGAGCGAGGACAUGAGCAUUUGGUUAGCCGACUUCUGGAGCUAG